AUGCUGUUGACCACGUUCAUCACACCAGAGGGCCGAUAUUACUUCAAGAGGUUACCCUUUGGUAUAUCAUCGGCCCCGGAGCACUUUCAAAAGAGGAUUUCCCAGCUGAUUGAUGGCAUUGACGGAGUGUUAUGUCAUGCUGAUGAUGUCCUCAUCACAGGAAAGGACCGGGCAGAACACGACGAUAGGCUGCACAGGGUGCUACAGAAAUUCAGAAAGUCUGGGCUCACUCUGAAUGAAAAAUGCCAGUUUGCACUGACAGAAGUCCGUUUCCUGGGCCAUGUCAUAAACUCCCAGGGCAUCAGAGCAGACCCGGAUAAGAUAAAGGCGAUCCGUGACAUGCCUGAGCCGAAGGAUGUGGCAGAUGUUCGCCGCUUCAUGGGCAUGGUGAACUUUGUAGGGAAAUUCUCACCACGCCUGCCUGACUUGACAAAGCCCAUCCGCGAUCUGUUGAAGACAGAGAACAGCUGGACAUGGGGAGCACCCCAACAGAAAGCGUUCCUGGACACUAAGAAAGAAUUAGGGUCAGAGACGGUGUUAGCCCAAUACAGCCCAAACCAUGAAACCAUGGUGUCAGCGGAUGCCUCUUCGUAUGGACUAGGAGGUGUCUUAACACAAAAACAGCUAGGUGGUGAGUGGAGACCUGUUGUCUUCAUUUCAAGAAGUUUGACCAAAGCCGAGUCAAGAUAUGCUCAAAUAGAAAAAGAGGCUUUAGCUACGACCUGGGCAUGUGAGCGCCUGCGCGGAUACUUGAGCGGCCUAGAUUUUACUAUAAGAACAGAUCACAAGCCACUCAUAACACUCCUGAAGUCCAGAGCACUGGAUGACCUUCCGCCGAGGAUUAUCAGAUUCAGAUUAAGGCUGCUCAGAUUCAAUUUCAACAUCAUCCAUGUCCCAGGUAAAAACCUGAUAACAGCUGAUGCUCUGUCCAGAGCGCCGCUUCCAGCCACAGCCACGGAGGCGGAGCAAGACCUGGAAAAGGAAUGCAAAGCUUACUUGGACAGUGUAGUAGAAAGCCUGCCAGCCACACCGACAAAGCUGGAACAAAUUAAGAGCGCACAAACCUCUGACAACACCUGCAAACGUCUCAGGCGAUACAUUGCAAACGGCUGGCCUGAACACAGACGAGAUAUGCAUGAGCUGCUGUUGCCCUACUGGCCUGAAAGGUCAGUCCUGCAUGAAGGAGGAGGACUGCUCAUGAAAGGUGAGAGACUCAUCAUCCCUGAACACAUGAGACCUGAUAUCCUACAGAGACUUCACCAGGGACAUCAGGGUAUCAACAAAUGCCUAGCUAGGGCUAGAGAAUCUGUCUGGUGGCCAGGCGUCACGUGUGCUGUAAAGCAGAUGGUCGAGAGAUGUGAGAUUUGUGCACGUGAAGCUCAAACACCUGUCGAGCCUCUGCUCACGACUGACCUCCCAAGCAGACCAUGGCAGAGGGUUGCAGCAGAUCUUUUCCAAUGGCAGAAUGGGAACUAUUUAGUCAUGAUAGACUACUUUUCUCGCUAUAUUGAGGUUUGCACCCUACCUGGAGGCACAACAGCUAAACAGACUAUUGCAAGAUUUAAAGCUGUGUUUGCUAGGUAUGGAUGCCCAGAAGUGCUAGUCACGGACAACGGUCCUCAGUUUUCCUGUCAUGAAUUCUCUCAGUUUGCAAGAGAUUAUGACUUUACACAUGUGACAAGCAGCCCCCGUUAUCCCCGCAGCAAUGGGGAGGCUGAACGGGCCGUCAGAACUGUUAAGUCUCUCUUAGAGAAAGGGAGAUUUCCACAAAGCUCUGCUGGCCUACAGGUUUACUCCAUUGGCACACGGGACCUCCCCAGCACAACUACUGAUGGGGAGGAGACUCAGAACACCAGUCCCAGUGUCACCGCUGCAGCUACAACCACAGUGGCCUGA
This is a messenger RNA of Clupea harengus (Atlantic herring), 1896 nucleotides long. RefSeq lists its product as uncharacterized. Bases 1 to 1896 code for a protein of 631 amino acids. The record is from RefSeq and is a predicted model, not a curated record. NCBI's taxonomy places the organism in Eukaryota, Metazoa, Chordata, Actinopteri, Clupeiformes, Clupeidae. The transcript has a single exon.